Messenger RNA from Botrytis sinoallii, 2698 nucleotides. RefSeq lists its product as uncharacterized. NCBI's taxonomy places the organism in Eukaryota, Fungi, Ascomycota, Leotiomycetes, Helotiales, Sclerotiniaceae. Gene Ontology annotation, biological process: transmembrane transport. The record is from RefSeq and is a predicted model, not a curated record. Gene Ontology annotation, molecular function: transmembrane transporter activity. The coding region runs from base 788 to 2530 and encodes 580 amino acids. The transcript is spliced from 6 exons.
AAUAAGCACCGCCCAUUGAUAUUGCCAUUCACACUGCAGGAGCGGCUAAGAUGACCUCUACUGAAAUAUGGCGUAUUGCUUUAUAAAAUCGAAUCAUCAGCAGCAUUGUAAUUCCGUUUAAUCGUGAGUAUGCCACCCAGACUCUCAUAUGUCAAUAUAUCAAUAUGAAACAGUCUACAAAAGGGUGCUUCAAUUGGCUGUACGAGAAACCGCCAUUCCUUGUUCGAGAAUCACUACGCAAGAUUGUUUGGAUUCAAUUCAACGACCGAGAACUGCAACAGUGUAAGACAUAAUACCGUAUGUCGCAACUAAAGGGAGCGUCAGAGCCGCCACACAAAAGAGCAAUCGUUGCAUUGGUCCCUCCAUAUAUUGCCACUACCCCGGACUACGGGGUAUAGAGUUGGGCGAUGAGAAUGCCAUGCACAUCUGUGGCUUUCUUGGCUAGUUGCUAUGGCGAAUCAAAGGAGCUUAUGGAUGUUGGAUGAAUCAUAGGCAUACCAUCAACAAAGAAGUCAAUUUAUUGACAAUAACUUCAAUUAUUAGCCUCAUGACUUUCUCAUACUCAUAAAGUGAGUUAGUCAGUUGAUGAUGUUGCAAUUAUUCUCAGCUUCUCUGCCGAGCAGGCAUGUGUCGCUGCUUCCUUAUUGAGAUUUAAGUUGUCUCGUUGAAUUUGCUAGGCACACUUGAUUGCCAUCAAUUCCAUCGACCAUCCAAGGGAAACAUAACCUGAGGUGUCAAAAUCAAUACCAUCAAUCCAAACAAAAUCAAAGUCAAAGGCAAGCCUAUCAUGGAUGAGCUUAAAAACGAGAUUGAUAUACACAACGCGUCGGAGUCGCUUUCCCAAAACAACACACCAGAGGAAUCUGCACCAGGGAACAUACCUCUGCAGAAAGAACCAACUUCAAGUCCCGACGAACUCGAUGGUGAAGAGGCAGUUUACCCCCAUGGCUUGAAAUUGGUCGUCAUUCUUGCCGCGCUCUGCCUCGCAGUCUUCCUAGUAGCUCUAGAUCAGACCAUUAUCGCAACUGCCAUCCCGAAAAUAACAGACCAGUUCAAUAGCAUACAAGAUAUUGGAUGGUACGGCAGUGCAUACCUGUUGACGACCACGGCUCUACAGCCGACUUUUGGUAGGAUAUAUACUAUAUUCAGUAUCAAAAUUACCUUCAUCGUGGCUAUUGUCAUUUUCGAAAUCGGUUCCUUGGUUUGCGCCACUGCGCCGAAUAGUACUGCAUUGAUUAUAGGUAGAGCUGUUGCUGGUAUAGGUGUCGGUGGUUUGUUCUCGGGAGCGAUUGUUAUUUUGGCAUAUUGCUUACCCCUGCGAAAACGACCGGCUGCUUUUGGUCUGAUCGGAGGAAUGUGGGGGAUUGCUUCGGUCGUCGGCCCAUUACUUGGAGGUGUCUUUACCGACAAAGUAUCUUGGCGUUGGUGCUUUUACAUCAAUCUACCUAUAGGCGCCAUCGCUAUUGCUGUAAUAGUGGUCUAUCUCAAAAUCCACCGCGCCAACAAUCCUGAGAACCUCACCAUUCUUGCUCGUGUAAUGAAGCUCGAUCUCAUCGGUACUAUCAUUAUCAUCCCAGCUGUCGUCUGCCUUCUACUCGCUCUCCAAUGGGGUGGUACGACAUACCCAUGGAGUUCUGCUAAGAUCAUCGGUCGUCUUGUUGGCUCUAUCUUGCUAUUCAUCUUGUUCAUCAUCUCGCAAAUCGUUCUUGGCGACAAAGGUAUUCUGCCUCCUCGCUUCUUCAAAACCCGUAAUACACUACUCGCAUAUGUCUUCGCGUUUCUCUUCGGUGCAGGCUUUUUUGCUUUGAUCUUCUACCUGGCAAUCUAUUUUCAGUCCGUCAAGGGUUCUUCUGCUACUAGGGCUGGCAUCGAACUCCUUCCCCUCUUGAUAUCCACUGUUCUGUCCUCCAUAGUGACUGGAGGCCUUAUUACUGUAAUCGGAUAUUACACUCCCGUGAUGAUUUUCUGUAUGAUACUGUUCGCUAUCGGUUCUGGUCUCAUCACUACCUUCUCUCUUACCACACCCUUUGCCUCUUGGUUCGGCUUCCAAAUCAUAACCGGUAUUGGAAUUGGCGUUGGAUUUCAGGGUGGUGUCCUAGUAGUCCAGACCGUUGUCCCACUAUUUGACGUUCCAGUCGGGACAGCCUGUGUCUCAUUCUUCCAAUCCCUGGGCGGCGCCCUCUUUAUAUCUGUCUGUCAAACUCUCUUUCAAAAUGGUCUAAAAUCUGGAAUAGAAAAGUAUGCUCCACAACUUGAUCCUCAGCUAUUCUUGCACAGCGGAGCAACAGAAAUUCAGCAAUUACUAGCACAAUUGAAUCAAGAAGAAGCGAUAGGUGCUGUGCGACAAGCUUAUGUGGAAGGCCUUACGCGUUGUUAUUGGGUGACUACUGCAUGUGCUAUUGGUAGUUUCCUGGCGGCAUGUGGACUGGAUUGGAAGAGUGUGAAAAAAGGACAUGGACAAGAAAAAGAGAUAGAAAAGAGAAAGGAACAGAAGAGCAAAAUUGCAAACGGUGGAGAGAUGGCGCUGUAAGAUAUGAAUAAGUUGCGUGCACUUGUCAGUUCAGAACUUGCCACACACUCUUAAAUAUUGUAUAACUAGUAGAGCAUUCACUCGAUCUAUCAUUAAACUUAGAGCUCUUCUACUAUAGCACCAUCAGUCAAGUUCUUACAAACAAUUGAUUUCCAGACCCAAGUUGAA